AUGGAGUUCUCUGUGAGGACUGCGUGCAAGCCACGCACUCACGAGGCUACUUCCGCAGCCACCAGAUCGUUGACCUCCGGAAUGCCGCCGGGAGCCGAGUCUCCUCCAGGAUGGUCUGCCAGGAGCACUCCCAGAGUCUCGAUUUCUACUGCCUGGAAUGCCGAAGUCCUGUCUGCUCACACUGUUCGAUCUUCGGUGAACAUCGAGAUCACCAAAAGACGAACUUGGACAAGGCAGUUCAGACCGGGAAGGAGACUCUCCAGGCAUGGAUCGACCGGCUCAGCCAGCGCAUCACCAGCGCCGAGGAGCUGCUGGAAUCCUUCCACGAAGCGGACAAGGAAAUCACGCAGAAGGGGGAAGCUCAACGGGCCAUCGUGA
This is a messenger RNA of Symbiodinium sp. CCMP2592, 378 nucleotides long. The record is from the annotation of a GenBank genome assembly. NCBI's taxonomy places the organism in Eukaryota, Dinophyceae, Suessiales, Symbiodiniaceae.